AUGGAGGAACACCAUUGCUGCAUGUACUCAAAGAUGGCUUCCAAAUGCAGCAUCAGUCUAAUUGUAAUUAGCUUGACAAUCGUUCUGAUGGCUCGUGUACUGUAUGUUAUAUACCGGUGUGGAAAACCUUUCCCGAAAGGAGCUUCACAGUCAUUGAGUACUCUUAUUGUUCUUGGUUCUGGGGGACACACGGCAGAGAUGUUGAGCCUCCUCUCUGUUUUGCGGAAGGACAGAUUUGCACCGAGGUUUUACAUUGCUGCAGCUACGGAUAACAUGAGUCUCCAGAAAGCUCGUAGUUUUGAAGAUUCUGUAGCUGACAAGAAUGCUGGUAAGGAAGCCUCCUCACAGUUUAUGCAAAUUUACCGAAGUCGAGAAGUUGGCCAGUCUUAUGUGACUUCUGUUUGGACUACCAUUGUUGCUAUUGCUCAUGCUCUGUGGCUAAUGAUCCGGAUCAGACCACAAGUGAUUCUUUGCAAUGGUCCUGGGACUUGUAUUCCUCUGUGUGUCAUCGCUUUCUUGUUCAAGGUGCUAGGAAUUAGAUGGUCAUCUAUCUUUUACGUUGAGAGCGUUGCAAGAGUUAAGAAGCUCUCGUUAAGUGGAUUGCUGCUUUACAAGUUAAGGAUAGCUGAUCAAUUCUUUGUUCAAUGGCCUCAACUGCAAAAGAAGUAUCCUCGGGCUCACUAUGUUGGGUGCCUGAUGUAA
Molecule: messenger RNA, 702 nt
Organism: Microthlaspi erraticum
Lineage: Eukaryota; Viridiplantae; Streptophyta; Magnoliopsida; Brassicales; Brassicaceae
Source: the annotation of a GenBank genome assembly